This is a messenger RNA of Peromyscus eremicus (cactus mouse), 2491 nucleotides long. It is a transcript of the gene Stac, whose product is annotated as SH3 and cysteine rich domain. Bases 41 to 1252 code for a protein of 403 amino acids. The transcript is spliced from 11 exons. The record is from RefSeq and is a predicted model, not a curated record. Gene Ontology annotation, cellular component: extrinsic component of cytoplasmic side of plasma membrane. NCBI's taxonomy places the organism in Eukaryota, Metazoa, Chordata, Mammalia, Rodentia, Cricetidae. Gene Ontology annotation, molecular function: transmembrane transporter binding. Gene Ontology annotation, biological process: positive regulation of voltage-gated calcium channel activity; positive regulation of protein localization to plasma membrane; skeletal muscle contraction.
CGGUUCCCUGCAGGAGCCCAACACCAUUCCCGCCGCCACGAUGAUCCCUCCGAGUGGAGCCCGCGAGGACAGCAGGGACGGGCUGACCGGGGAGGCAACCGGCACAGAGCAGCCGCCCUCUCCUGCGUCCACCAGCAGCCUGGAAUCCAAGCUCCAGAAACUAAAACGGUCACUUUCUUUCAAGACCAAGAGCUUGCGGAGCAAAAGCGCUGACGACUUCUUCCCGAGAACCAACAGUGACGUGAAAUUGCAAGCUGACCUGCUGGCCAAGGCCAGCCCGGGCCCCAGCCCAAUACCCAUCCCUGGAAGCCCUGCAUCCAUGCCCACCAGGGCUGGCCUGCACCCCGGCAGCAGCAACAAGGCCCACACCUUUCAGGAGCAUGUCUUUAAGAAGCCCACCUUCUGUGAUGUCUGCAACCACAUGAUCGUGGGAACACAUGCUAAGCAUGGACUGCGCUGUGGGGCCUGUAAGAUGAGCAUCCAUCACAAGUGUGCGGAUGGGCUGGCACCUCAGCGGUGCAUGGGCAAGCUGCCAAAGGGAUUUCGGCGUUACUACAGCUCCCCUUUGCUCAUUCAUGAACAGUUUGGAUGCAUUAAAGAAGUUAUGCCCAUUGCUUGUGGCAAUAAGGUGGACCCCGUGUAUGAGGCCCUCCGAUUUGGCACUUCCCUGGCCCAGAGAACGAAGAAGGCCAGCUCAGGCAGUGGUUCUGACUCACCCCCCAGAACCUCGACAUCAGAACUCGUGGAAGUUCCUGAAGAGACUGAUGGACCAGGAGAUGGAUCUGACCUCAGGACACGCAGCAACAGUGUGUUUACAUAUCCAGAAAAUGGCACCAAUGACUUCAGAGACCAAGUAAAGACCAUAAACCACCAGGGACCUCUUUCCAAAGACCCAUUACAGAUGAACACCUACGUUGCCUUGUACAGAUUUGUACCCCAAGAGAAUGAAGACUUGGAAAUGAGGCCGGGAGACAUGAUUACUCUUCUAGAAGACUCCAAUGAAGAUUGGUGGAAAGGAAAGAUUCGGGACAGAGUUGGUUUCUUUCCAGCCAACUUUGUUCAGAGAGUAGAGCAGCAUGAGAGGAUUUAUAGGUGUGUUAGAACCUUCAUCGGCUGCAAGGACCAGGGACAGAUAACACUGAAAGAGAACCAGAUCUGUGUGACUUCUGAGGAAGAACAGGACGGCUUCAUCAGAGUCCUCAGCGGGAAGAAGAGAGGCCUCGUCCCGCUGGACGUCCUGGCAAACGUGUGACUGUGGCAUUCCCUCCACGUGCAGGAGGCCAGCUCUGCUGAUCUCACUGUGUCCACCCAGAGGAGCAGCUGCACUGACAAGUGCCCAGGAAACAGGGAGACUUGAAUAGCUGAGACUGUGGUAGCAAUCUGGAAGCAGACCCACUGCACAGCACAUCCAGGAUGCCAGAGAGCAGCAUCCCAGAGCUGAGGGCCGCUGGGGGCAGUAAGUGGGCUGUAGCCAAGGCUGCCCCAGGACUCAGCUCCCUCCCUGCCCACCUGUGCAAGGCUGGAGUAUGCUCCAGGUCAUGGUGUGGUCCUAGUGAAAAGUUUGGAUCUGAGUAGCCAGGUGUUGCUCUGGUUCCGGAUUAUUGCCCCCAAUGCUGGCCAAUCAACAUGACGACUCCUGCAGAGAAUCAAGAAGGCCAACCUCCCAGUUGCCAACAUCCCAGGCCUCACUCCAGCUCCUGCUCAGUCUGUGACUCUGCUGGCAGGAUUGUUCUUUCUUUCUCUUCAGUCCUUGGAGCACAUCCUAGGCAGGGCUGAACCGACGCCAUACCAAGCACAGAGAUCUGACUUACCUACAGAUGCUUGCCGGGGAGUCCUUGCUACUUCAGUGACUCACAGAGGUGGCAGCCAAGUCAGAGGCCCAGAAAGAAGCAAGCAGCAGUAAGAAGUGGGAGUGAGGACAGGGAAGGAGUCCUUAUGCAUCGGGACUAGACAGCCCUUCAGAAGGGGUGCUCUUUCCCAAAGCAGGUGGGGCUGGGAACGGGAAGUAGCUGAGAGUUUCCAUUUUCAUUUCAUACCCUCUGCAUCAGGAGCAUGACUUCUUCCCUCCCUCGUGCAGCCUGUAGGACUCCAUGGAGGAGGAUGAGUCCACUGUGCAGGGGACCAGGGACAGGGGAGCACCUGAGAAAAACAUCCUAGAAUAAAUGUAGCCAACUUAGAAUCCAUUCUUCUCUAGGGCAGCAUUUUCAGCUCCGGCAGGUGGGAAGUGGAAAUGAACCUGUGAUGCUUCAUCUCUCUGCAUACAGAGGAAGCUGGAGCUUAGCUCACAUCACCUAGGGAAAUUGCUCUCUACCUGUACCGAUGUUUACAAGAACAUACACACUGCGAUGCCUUCCUCCCAAGCCCGGUCCCAGCUCUCAGACUUGCUUCCUAGCAGUCACUUACGUGUCUCAAUGUGAUUCACAGUGACUUUGAAAUUAAUGUUGCUUUGAUUUAUUUUGCCACUGAGCAAUAAAAUCAUUAGAAUCAUUGG